Molecule: messenger RNA, 1908 nt
Organism: Acytostelium subglobosum LB1
Lineage: Eukaryota; Evosea; Eumycetozoa; Acytosteliales; Acytosteliaceae
Exons: 2
Coding region: 1-1908 (635 amino acids)
Source: RefSeq, a predicted model, not a curated record
AUGCUGGAGGAGGACAAGCAUGACAUAUUCAUCUUGUUGUUGAAUGAUUUGAUGUCGGCAGUCGGUGACAUCAGGUUAAGCUUGGACAUGAUAGAUACACUGUGCGAUCACAUCCCCGACGAAUCAAUGACACAGCACAUCUGUUAUCAAAUGGCCUUCGAUGCACUAUCUCAACACACCGACAUCAAGACCUAUCAACGUGUCCUCGAUUCAUACCCAACGCAUGCUCAUGGGGUGGUCAUAUCGCUGCUUCGUCUCCAAAAUGGCGCAGCCCACGAGCCACUGUUUGCCCGGCGACAGCCCACGAUGGUGGCAUCACCAGACAUCCGCUCACUGAUCACGUACUACCAGACUCAGCAUGGCAUCAAGUACGAGCAGCUCGAUCUCCUGAUGUGCGCGGCACUCAAGCAUGAGCGAUACGAUAUCUUCAAAAUCGUGCAUGACAAGUUGGCAAAGGAGAAGCCGCGCGCACUCAAGGACUGCGAGGAAUACCACCGACACAUGGCCGCCUAUGCCAACACGGACAUACUGACACACACCAAGUACUCGAUCAGUACCAAAGCGCCCAAGUACUACAAGCACCUCAAUACGGCGGCCGGCAAGGGCAACCUGGCCAUUCUGAAACUCGUGCGCCAGGAGCUAGCCACAGACUCAUUCCCCACCGGCAACACAAUCUUUGGCGACUCCUACAUGUUGGACGGUGCACUGCGAGGCGGCUACAUUGAAUGUGCACGAUACAUACUCGAUGAGUGGGGCGACGCCAUACAAUCAAAGCACAAGCGAUGGGUGCGAUCGAAUCACAGCACUGACAAAUGGCCUGUCAACUCACUGGCCAUCGACGAACACACACUAGAGGUGAUGGAUAUGUUGUUGGCACGAGAUCAAGAUGUACUAUGUGGCUUUAGCGACCUCUAUAUAGACGCGAUCAAGGCCAAUCGAUCGGACAUUGUUGAGCGAAUCGAGCAGCUGUGGAACGAGGCUGGCGGUGAACCCUCGAGUAGCAUCUCUCCACCAUUUAUCACAUUAUUCGAUCACCAACUCGCCCUAAACACUGCCAUUCAAUUCAAUCGUGCCACAUUCAUACCAGCGAUCUUAGCACGGAGACCGGUGGGAUCAACAUUCGAGGUCAACCUGGACAAUCUUGGAAGGGCCAGUAUCGACGUCCAGCAAGUCCUCAUGUGCCACGCACAGCCAGGAAUGAUUAUGAUGGUGAAUAUGGUCAACAACGUGUCUCUGUACUUGCUUGAGCUCAUCACAGGGUACGGCCACUUUGCCAGACAACCAACAAUGACUCGCUUCUGUCUGUUCAUGCACGCGACCAACCUACCAGACGCGUAUCCACUCUUGGCCAGCAUGUACGUACUAUGUCGCGACACCAUAGCGCAACACAGAUGCAUCGAUCGUAUAUGCCGAGACAGCGGCAACAUCAAAUCAAUCAUGUUCCUUCAGGAGAAUCGCUCGCAUGGCAGUGUCGAGGAGUGGCUGUUCCAAGCGCUGGCCGCUGGCAACCUCGAGACCGUCGACUACCUUCUCUCGGGCACACUGAACACCAACAGGAGUAGCACAAUCACGUCUGGCCACUUCUUGCCUCGCGACAUACGCGACUUUUUCCGCAUUCAUAGCUUGGAGACGAUCGCGCGACUGCGUCCUGGCGUCAUACCAUUCAUUUGGAGCAGGUUAGAUGAACACAAACGUACAGAAAGAGAUUACAUCAAGGACAUACUAUGCUCGGAUGGAUCUAAAGCAUGCGCCAGUCCACAAAUAUACCAAGUUAUUGUCGAUGCCUUUGACCCUGACAAGACCUGUGUUAAACAACAACAAAUUGUACAGAUAUUAUUACAACAUGGUUGGCUACUACCAUCACUACUACUUCAAGAUCGCAACAACAAUGAUAUCACUAAAGAAUAG